This is a messenger RNA of Hymenoscyphus albidus, 394 nucleotides long. The record is from the annotation of a GenBank genome assembly. NCBI's taxonomy places the organism in Eukaryota, Fungi, Ascomycota, Leotiomycetes, Helotiales, Helotiaceae.
AUGGCGUGGAGAAGCUCAGGGCGGACGAACGAGGAACUCAUUGAGAAUUUAUUCAAGAACGGACAGACUGGCGAUGAGAAAGUUCGGGAUGCCAUGUUGAAAGUUUGUUAUUCUCCUCUCAGCUUCAAUCACCAUUUCCAAUCCCCUUUUCACCAUAAUCAAAACCAUAUUUCAAAGGUACUGAUAAGAGGAAUUCGUUAUUGACAUCCAACAAAACAGGUCGACAGAGCCCACUACUCCCCCACCACCCCCUACGCCGACACCCCCCAACCCCUCGGCCACCGCGCCACCAUCUCUGCACCACACAUGCACGCCCUCGCCGCCUCCUCACUGCUCCCCUUCCUCUACCCCGGCGCGCGGGUCCUCGACAUCGGGUCCGGAUCCGGGUACCUGA